Plodia interpunctella (Indianmeal moth) is the source of this 8984-nucleotide messenger RNA. It is a transcript of the gene dati, whose product is annotated as datilografo. Gene Ontology annotation, cellular component: nucleus. The transcript is spliced from 10 exons. Gene Ontology annotation, biological process: regulation of transcription by RNA polymerase II. Gene Ontology annotation, molecular function: RNA polymerase II transcription regulatory region sequence-specific DNA binding; DNA-binding transcription factor activity, RNA polymerase II-specific. NCBI's taxonomy places the organism in Eukaryota, Metazoa, Arthropoda, Insecta, Lepidoptera, Pyralidae. The record is from RefSeq and is a predicted model, not a curated record. Bases 1512 to 4028 code for a protein of 838 amino acids.
UGACCGGCGAGGCUGGCGACGUCGCGUGCUACCACCUACGCAACGCGCAAAAAAGCCUACGCGCCAUAAAAAAAACAUAAUAUCCCACCAAAAAUAAUAAAACAAUUAAAAAAAUAAUAACAAACGGCCUAAAAUUCAAAAAAAAACAAACAUAAAAAAAGGAAAAAUAAAUAACGUUCGAAAAACCAAACUUUUGGUUCGAAAUUCAAAAUUGCGCGCAUGCGUCCGGGUCCGCUGCCGCCCGCCGUCACAUUCAAGGAUAGUUUUAUGCAAUAGACUCUUUAUAAGUUUCUCCACAUAAUCAUAUAGUGUUAAGUGACUUUAUAAACAAUAGUAUUCAGCAACACUUGAACUCUUACCAUAAACAAGAACCGGUUUCAUUUUUACAAACUGUUAAACUAGUGUAAGGCAACUGAGGGUUGUUCCGCUCGGAUUUGUUGUGAAAGGGCUACAGUAACAUCCACGACCAUCCGGGAAGAGCUUCCUGAACCAUAGAGUAAAGAAGAAGAAGAAGAGAAAGAUCUAUGAAAUGAUGCCAAAGAAAAGUAUGGCAUUCUAGAUGCAAACAGCAAGAAGUUAAAUGCGGAAAAGGCAUAAGAAAGCCAAGAUUUCAUAGCAAAUGGGAAUUUAGCACAAACAAAUAACAAACUCCGCCAUUUGACGAUAAAGCAACACGUUUUUUCGCAAUAGAACAAGUUUUAAGUUUAUAUCAACCAUUAUUACAAGGAAACAAUAGAAAAGAGAAUUUAAACGUUUAAGUUCUUUAAGUACAUUUAAACAACACUGGUUAAUUUUGGAACUUUUCGAUUGAUUUACAUUGAUUUUUAUAUACAAACUCUCUACAUAUUAUCUAGUGAAAGUAAUUUAGUAAAAAAAACUCUGGACUACAUAUUAGGGCUAAGUGAUAUUUGAGACCUUUGGCAAAUAAGUUUUGGAAGAGUUUCGACCGAUUCAUCUGCCGAUUCAGAUUAUAUGGGAGAUGAAAACAAAUUGAAGAAACAAAAUCUCGUGCCUUAAAUUGGCCUUAAAUUAUAAGUAAAAACGGUAAGAUAAAAAGAUACUCAAAAGUUACAAAAAAAAAUCUAAAUUUAUCAAGUUUACCUACCUGUUGAAACGACUUCUAGAUUUCUUUAAUAGUACAAAAUUAAAAGUAAAUUAACGUUAAGAAUUAGUUAAAUGUUUGCGUUAUUUCUAUACAUAUAACGUUUUAUAUGAUAAAUGAUAAAAUUUAAUGGGCUUACAAUAAGACACAAGGGCAAACAAUAAAUGACAAUACAACAGACGAUACUAAUAAAGUCCAAGAUACAGAAAUAAAAGAAAUAACGCUUAGCAAUAAGAAAUUGAGAGGAAGAGAUAAAGAACAUAGAACAGAAGAACAAGACCUCAUUCUCGGGUUACAGCAUCUACUACAUCAGUCACAAGCAGAUCGCCGGCGUCGGAGCAAUAGCCGGGUGCAAUAAAGCGAGCCAUCGCAUGAUAUCGUUGUGACAAUUCGCCCGAAACUGGAAUUAAUGUUGAAAUACUUCAAUGAGAACAUAUCCCUAGCGCUGCAGGAGAGAUACCGGGACCUCCAUGAGUAUCGGAAGACUGAAGAGGUAGAGGAGGGAUCACCGAGGGAGGCGAAAGUUCCGAAAAUAGCUGAGGAAGGAGACCAGGUCGGCGGCGAGGGCGCGUUUGAGUCGAGCGCCGCGCCGCCGUUCCCGAGGCUCCUGGACCCUCCGAAGGAGGAGGACAACUUUGUGGCGAGUUGGCUCCAGAACUCCUUUAAGAUGACUGCAGCGGAAGGGAACCCUGAGGCGUCUACGGCCGGGAGUGCCUUGGACUUGAGAGCCACCCCGAUAUCCCUGCAUAUCCCGGCGUUGCAGCAGGCGGCUGAGGCGCAGCGCCAGUUUAAGAUGCAAGACUUUUGGAACCGGAGCCGACCAGGGACCCCGGUGCAGGAACCGUUGCCUGAAGGCCAGGGGCAGAGCCAGCCGGGACCCGCUCCACCCACGCCGCAGCCGCCAGCCACACCAGACCACAAACUCAUGACUGAAAAACUAGUGAACGAAAUACAGCAACAGCAGCAGUCGCCUUCAGCAGACUCGACGAUGAGCGAAAGAUCCCUGGUACCUUUUGCGCUGGUAAAUUUACUGUCUACACUCAGUAAUGUCGAUCCUCAACAAUCACCGACAGGGGACGCCCCGAUCGACCGCAACAUGUUGCCAUUCGCAUUGGUAAAUGUCCUGAAUAGCCUCAAUAUCGAUCAACAAGCGAGAUCCGGCCAGAGCAUCAGCGAGCGGACUUUAGAAGAAUGCUGGUCGACACUUCAGCGAGUGAGUUGGCAUCUGUUUCAAUGCAUCUUCAUGCACAAGAACGCAAUGCAAAUGCACGCGCGGGAGCUGCAGAGGGGGCUCGGGGGGGAGGUGAAGCCCCACCAGUGCCAGCAGUGCCUCAAGUCCUUCAGCUCCAACCACCAGCUCGUCCAGCAUAUCAGGGUGCACACUGGAGAGAAACCAUACAAAUGUUCGUAUUGCGACAGGAGAUUCAAACAGCUCAGCCACGUGCAACAGCACACGAGAUUGCAUACAGGGGAACGCCCCUACAAAUGUCACUUACCAGACUGUGGGAGAGCCUUCAUCCAACUCUCCAACCUCCAGCAACACCUACGGAACCACGACGCACAGGUCGAAAGGGCCAAAAACAGGCCCUUUCAUUGCAAUAUAUGUGGCAAAGGAUUCGCCACUGAGAGCAGUCUUAGAACACAUACGGCCAAGGAGCUUCAGCUGCACCUUGGUGUUUUGCAGCAACACGCGGCCCUCAUGAUCGGUGGGGCUACCGCCACCACAUGUCCAAUUUGCCACAAAGUCGUUUUUGGUGGCGAAGCAUUAGUAGAACACAUGAAGAAUACACACAAAGAUCCCAAUGCGUCCGGCGUUGCGAGUCCCCCUGCCACGUCACCAUACCCCGCUCAAGUAAAACCAACUGAUCCUUAUAUAGCCAAGCGGCGGACGGCCAACCACCCGUGCCCUGUAUGCGGGAAGCACUACGUGAACGAGGGUUCAUUGAGGAAGCAUCUCGCGUGUCAUCCUGAGACGCAACUGACCAGCAGCUUAAGAAUGUGGCCUUGUUCUGUGUGCCAGGCCGUGUUUACCCAUGAGAGCGGUCUCCUCUCCCACAUGGAGCAUAUGAGAAUGGAGCCGAAACACCAGUUCGCGGCUCAGUACGUCUUGUCCAGGGCGGCAGCCGAGAGACGAGAAAGAGACCUCCUUGCAGCUGUCUCAGCUUCAGCCGGGGGCUCCGGUCUCCUCAACCUCGCACCUCCCUCUCCAGCACAUUCUGAUUCGUCAUCCAAUGGCCGCCUAUCCUCAUCUGCUGGAUCAGAAGCCGGCGCAGCAGUCAAUAAGCUAACAGACUUGCUCCGAUCAGCGAACAAUGGACAUCAAGCGUAUGGAGAUGAAAGAGUGGCAGCCAUAGCCGCCGCGGCAGCCAACAUGAUGGCGCAGCCCGGGGAGGGAGCCAGCGCGGUCCAAGUGGCUGCUGCUAAUCUAGUUUCCGCGAUGAGACAGCAACUGGCUAGAGAACCACCUCCGGCUCAACCCCCGGCGGAAACCCCGCCAGCACCAGCCGAAGCAGCCUUAAGAAUCCAACAAGCUGAAGCUUUAUUACGAAGUCAGGCUGAAGCCUUACGUCUAGCUGUUUCCCAGGCGGCGGCCGCGCGAACGAAUGAAGCGAGUCCUUUGAGACAUAACGGAGGGUUCCCCCCUCAACCUCCCAAUGAUGCGAGCGGGCAGUUAUCUCCGGAACUAGUUGAGGCGUUUAGAAUCGCUCAAGAGCAGAGGUUGGAGCAAGCGCUACGGUUGCACGAUCCACGAAUGCUGGGCUUCAAUUUGCCGUCGCCGGCGCAGCAUGCGGCGCAGGCGGCGCAGCAGGCGGCCGCAGCUCAACAGGCGGCGCAGGCGGCGCAGCAGCAGCACAUGCAGGCCGCGCAGGCCGCACAGCAAGCCGCCCAGCAAGCUGUCCAGCUCCAGCAGAACCCUCAGCCAUGAAAAUUCAAUUAUUACUAAUCCGACACGAUUUCGGCAAAAAAAUCGUUAAAGCCUGAUUCGUUGAAGAAUAUAAAUAAAUUCACUCAUUCUAAGCUUUUCGGUAUGAGCGAUAAAUUAUUAUUAUGUAAGUGAAAUUAAAUAAUUUCGAUAGCUAUCCUUCAAUGGAUCGGGUUGAUCUAGUAAAUAGUGUAGCAAAACAUUUUUCUGAACAAAAACAAAAUUGAUUUCUUGAUGAAAUCGUCUCUGAUUAGUAAUCUCUAUAUUCGGAUCAUUAUUAUGAUUUCAGCCUAAAUUAAAUAUUAGAUAGGACUAACUAUUGUAAAUAAACGGAAAUAGUUGAAAAGAAAUUGUUGUAAAUAUUAAAGAUUACCUAAAAUAGUUCAAUGGAAAUAAAAUAAAAUUGGAACAAACACUCGCCCGAACAAGUAAAAUUUAAAAAAAAAAAUUAGGUGUAGACAACAGAUAACGCAGUGCAUUCUUCAAUUUGUUUGGUUUUCAUCGUGUGUUAUUUUAUUAGAUUUAUAUAAAAUAAUAUUUAUUUUUAUUAGCUAUAGCAGAGCAGUGUAUUUCUUAGUUUAAAUUUGAAUGUGCCAAACUAGCACGAUAUCGCAUUUAGCGAUAGGCAAUAUUUAGUUGCAUUAAGGGUUAUUAUUAAUAUAUAAUUAAUAUUUUUGUUUUACUUCUUUCACGCAAUAACACGUCUUAUGCUAGUCACGUUUUGAACGCACAAACGAUAUUCUAUUUUAUUUUUUUAAAUGAAAAAUUUGUUGACAAGUUUUUUUUUUUUGUUUCUUAAAAUCACUGACUUUUCACUUGGCGUUAUAUUUAUUUAAACUAAAUGCCAUAUUAGCUUUUAAAUGUAGUUAUAUACAUACGUAUAACACCGUACGUAAUAUUAUGCUUCUGUUCAAACAUUAAAAUAACAACUUUAUUUUAUAAAAAAUAAAAACAUUAUUUUUAUUUUAACAAAAAAAUAUAUUUACAUUUGUAUAGUUGUAUAUAAAAUUAUUUUAAUUUUUUUCAGAAGACUGCAGUUACUUAUUCUUUUUCAUUUCUGUAAAUAAACUAAUCGAUAUAUUAAGGAAAUUGUUUAUGGAAACGAAUAGCGAUUUUUCACAACACGAUCAUAAUACCGAUAAAGGACAACGUACAGAGACGUCGAAGGAAUUUAUCGUCUGUAUUUAUUGAAAUACACAUCGACAUUACCAACUAAAUAGAAAAACAUACACGAGACAUUCUUUCAACACGGAUGUUAACGUAAUAGCCCAAAUACUUCAUUUAUUUUUCAUUUCACAUAACAAGCUUAACAAACAAUAGCCCAACGAAUCAUUUUAAUGGUCGAUUAUAAGCAUAAUGCUUACCACAAACCAAUCAGGCGUCUAGAAUGCGCCAGUUGCCUUUGCAAUAGUUUCAUAGUACACACAAAUUGCAGAAUAGUUCAUUUAUUUUUUUAAUAAACUAUUUUGCAAUUCGAUAAUAAGAAUGUCAAGUGUUGCCGAAUAUUAAUUCUUUUAAUAUUAUCAUCAUGUAUUAUAAAUAAGUGGCAAUAUGUGUGUAUAAUUGAAUGUUUCAAUUGAAUUCGCAUAUACACACAAAUUGCAGUAUUCUACGUGUAAUCGUAAAAUAGGUAAGGUAUAAUAAGCUGAAUUUUAAUGUACGUAAUUGUUUCAAUCUUGAAUUAUUGUCGGUAUAUGCGCGAAUAUAAAUGAUACACUUAAUACAAUUGUGUAUUGACAGUCGCGCAACGCCGAUGUAAUUGAUAAAAAUAAAAAAAUACAAUGCAAUAGCCCAAAAAUUCGUUAUAAUUUUUGUCGUGACAUUUUUUUUGUGAAUGAAUGUUUAUUUCAUUGUUUCUUUUGUGGUUAAUGUACUUUAUUUAAAAAUACAAAACAUUUCGGCAAUUUUUAUUAUAUUUUUAUGGUGCGAAAAGGACAGUUCCAUCGAGACGCGAAGGUUACUCGAAGUUUAAGUUUUCUGGGAAACGUGAAAACUCCUAUUGGAUAUCUCACUGAAAUUUUCGACUGACAUAUUAUAAUUGACAUAUUUUCGACAACUGCAAUGAAAAUUCAAAGUGAACGGAUCGCUAUUAAUGUAAAAAAAAUGUCCUCAUAAAUUAAUAUAUAAAUAAAUUUAAUGUAACAACAAAAGAAGUUCCUAUGAAUAUUGUAUAAAUGGUAUUGUUUUAAAUUUAGGUCUUAGUAGAAGGAAAAAAUUAUUGACGUUUGGUAUUUUUAAAGUUAUAAAUAAUAAACCAUCGUGUUAGGGAACUGAACUCGGAUCGAGUUGUACAAAUCUAAAAGCACGGAUCGUGAAUCCUAACAUUAGAUAUUUAGAUCGAAAGUUACGUUUCCAAGAAAGUGUUCAAGUGGAAUAAAAUAUUUACAUUUAUGCGCGAGCUACUUAUGUAAAAAGAAAUGUUUGUAAAAAAUUAGUCGGAAGGUGUAUUUUCAAAAUCGAAAGUUUGAUGUAAGAUUUUUCGAAUAGAAUUUUAAAAAAUACUCAACGUAGAAUAUUAGUCUGUAUCGGCGCGCGCACAAAUGUAAAUCUAAUCGUAUUUUCUGUGAUCAUCGAAAUGGAAUAGUUAUUAAAAAAAACAGGUCGUGUCUGCGAGUUGUCAGAGGUUUAAUUUAAGUUUUUGACGGACACAUUUUUUAAUGUUGAAAAAAAAAUAUGGAAAUUUUUUCUACAUUUAUUUUACACUGGAAAAUUCCGUAGAUAAGCUGUGUACAUUAAAAUUAAUAUAAAGCCUAAUUAUUGAUAAACUGGCGAUUUUUCUCGUCGCUCAGGUACUAAUUUAGAGAAAUUUGUGACUUCCAGUCAGAGUUUUCUUUAGAAUAGUUGAAUAGUUACAAUAGAACAGGAUUCAGUUGACAACCUUUGGAAUGUGGUCUAGAUGUCAUCACAUUUACCAUUUCUCUUAGAAUGUGCUGUUGGUUUUAUUCUUAUAUAAAAAUGGAUAUGACACUUUCAACGUUGUAGUUUAAUUGGCUAAUUAAUGAUUAUGGUUAAAUAUUUUUGUUGAUUCGUUAAGUUAAUAGGAAAAUUCGUUAAAAUUAUAGUUGCUCUCUGAACUCAAGCAUACUAUACACUCUUCUAACAAGAGCAAUGAAUCAAAACCAGCUGAUUUCACGUGAAUGAAAUAUUUUUAAAAUCGCUAAAAACACAUGCGGUUACAUUACAUUUCUUAUUUUAAAGUUAAAUAUAACAUUGUAAAUUGUGUAUGACAGCCGAAAACUACACAAAUCUGCAAAACUUGUGUAGUGGACAAUUUAUAAUGUUCAUUGUUAAGUUUUUAAAAUAACUUGCUGUUAAUUUUAAUUACACAUCCUCAUUGAAUGUUGAAGUUUUAAUUUUUGCGCUUGGUCGUUUUACAUUUAAUGUAUUUUCGCUUGUUUUUUUAAAUAUUUAGUCAAAUAUAUACAUACUCAUACGUAUUUUAAGAUAGUCAAGAUAGCCAGGUUUUCAAUUAUAUCUCACAUAGUAGGUAUUUCAUGUAUCGUAUUGUAAGUUAGUAUAAUUAAUGUAAUGUAAUACUAUAGCGCUCAUUUAUAAAACUGCAAUUCCUGUGUACUUUUAUGAAUGGGUCUUCACAUGACAUAGAUCAAGCAAAUUUCCGAUUUGUCAAAUAUUUGGUCUAUGUUAUGUUGUAGUGUACAACGAAAUAAAAACCAAUAAAUACAAAAAAAAAUCCGUGUACUUAAUAGUACUUAAAUGUCAUAGGUCUAUUAUAUUGGUGUUUCAUGGGAAUGUGUAUCCCUGUAGUCAUAUCCAUUUUUAGAUAAGAAUAAUAUUUUGUAAAACUUUUUGUCUUUGCGAAAAUGUGGAUCUACAAAACAUGUGAUUGGUAUUACAAAAAAAAUAAAAAAAACUAACUAACAGUGCGUACUUUUCGUCUAUGUUAUUGUAAUGCCUAAGCUCUGUAAUUUCACACAUGGCAUUUGCUGUUAACGAAACGUAUUAUUUUUAUACCAAACUUUUGCUAAAUUUAUACCAGUAUCUUUUAUAAAAUUGUACUUUUUAAUUUACUUAAUCUUUUCAAUUGGUGUAUUUUCUAGUCUUAUCUAAGAAUUUACAAGGUUUUGGUUACAAAUAAGUUAAUUGAAAUCUAGACUUAGCUACUGCCCGUUUCAUUGUGAUUCGUUCCAAUUUAUCUGUAAUCAAAGACUUGUAAACUUAUUGUGGAAUUUCAUUUAUAUUCAAAAAAUGAAUUAUUGAAAUAAAACCAAAACAUUAUAGGUAAACACAUUACAUAAUAAUUCAAUGGGAAUGUAAAUUGAAAAGGAGAUUUGAAAUUGAUAAUUGUAAAAAUUUUAAAAAGUACCUUUUUGGCGUAUAUAAAAAUAAUGUAAAAUUUCAUAAUGUUUAGCGGCGGUAGAUUUAAAUUUACUCAUAGAAAAGUCAAAAUUCGCGUUUGGCAUGUAUUUAAAAUUAAACUUGUAUAUAAACAUUAGGAAUGUGAUGUGAUUAUUAUAAUGUACCUUAUUGAUGUUUAGGAGGAAAACAAUAAACGUUGGAAUAAUUCUUUCGCAAAUGAAUAGUUGGCAUUAUCGGUUUAUUGUUUUUAAUUCAUUUUAUUUUUGUAAUGUAUAGAGUUAUUUACGUUAAGUUAUUAUUAUUUAGCAAUUUAUAAGAACCGAUGCCAUGUUUUAAUUAUUUUUAUUAGGUUUAAAACAUCAAUGUGUUUAUUAAAUAUUAUAUUUUUAUAAAAGUUAUUUUUUUUGUACUCGACGUGUAGUCAGGAUUUGAACUGCUAUGUAAUAAAUAAUUUAGUGUUGAUUUAUGUUAAGGUUAUUAUUAAUUUUACAGUUAUUGAACAAAUUAACCUUGAUUUUAUUAUUGUGACAUAAAUAUUAUUAUUUUUAACGACAGUAAAUGCUUAUUGUGUCAUUAACUGAGAUAGCAACUUACUAUGCCGGAACGGUUAGCUAUAAUUAUUUUAAAAAAUAAAAAUGAUGA